CAAAGCCCUUUGCAACUGCUGUUGUUGCUGUGUAUUCAGUAACUAUGUCUUCAUUUGGGUAUCGGUCCGAAUGAAGACACUUACUACCAGCUAGCAAGCGUUUGUCAUCGUUGUCUUGCUAGCUGUGUCGUUGUCUAUUUUAGCUCAGUUAUUUAGCUACUUAAGCUACUGUACAGGGUACAGGCGCACCACUGAAAGAGUUUUUACGUCACGUUAGCUGGCGAGAUCGUGUUCUCUCUGUCUUGUAGGCUAGUAAUCGAGGUGGACAUCCAAGGAGUAAAAUAAUGCUUGAAUCCAUCAAAGUUACUGAGCGUUUGCACUGGCCAGAGCUGGAGCAGACUAAGAAGCAGGUGUUGUUGAGCCCGUCGGCACCGGAGAAGCCCCUGAGUCCCAGCCAGCUGUGCCUGGAGCGCCUGUCGUCCGGCAUGCUGAAGGACCUCCUGACCGCUGGCACCGGCAGCUUCACCGUGCUGCUGCAGAGCGAGGACGACGAGCGCCAGAGCCCCAAACACUCGCCCUACCGCCGGCCGCGGCGGGCCCCGCGAUGUGGCUCCGUGGCCGGGCCGGGGGUGCAGGGAGCGCCAGGGCGCGGAGAGAGGUGCCACCGCCCCACCACCGGCAGCACCGCCGCUGGAUCCCUGAUGCUGCUGUCUCCGGAGGGGUGCGGAGACGCACGGCAGAGCCAGGCCGUCUUCCAGACCGGCAGUGGUGGAGUGGGCCUCAGGUCCAGCCAGAGCAUCACGGUGUCGGGGAGUACCAUGGGCCUGUCCCCCCGUCCUGCUGUCCAGACCCGCAAGAGCUGCUCCCCGCGCGCCACCACCAAGCUGCCCCUGCUGGCCAAGAAUGGUAGUGCACGUGACGGGGAGAACUCCAUCAAGAGGCUGUGCAUACUGACCGCCAUCAAGCCCGCCAACGUGGAGAAGGAGAAGCUCAAGUUCUUCAAGUCCAACUACAGCUACAACCCACAGUUUGAGUACAGCAACCCCGUGUCCUCUCAGGUGAUCGCCAAACACAACAACGCCUCGGACCGCUUCCUCACGCAGGCGGUUCGGAUCAUGGAGCUGGCUUUGCUGAAGUAUGGCAACUAUGAGAAGUUUGAGCAGGCCACAGGGGGCAGUCUGUUGACCAAGAGUCGCAUCUGGUACCAGGUCAAGAGGUACAUGGAGAAGGAGGGAUGUCUGGGGGAGAUCGUGGUGCACCUGACUGAUGACCUGCUCUCCAGGGCGUCCAUGACAGUGGUCAACAGCAGGCCCACCCUGACCAUCAACAUGUCCACAGCACGAGAACACUGGCUGGAGGGCAUGCUACGGCACGAGAUAGGCACACACUACUUCCGGGGUAUCAACAACAGCCAGCAGCCGUGGGGCAGCAGCAGCGGCCGCAAGAAGCACAACCUACGACCUCUGAACCCUACGGAGGAGGGCCUGGCCAGCAUCCACAGCGUGCUGUUCCGGAAGGAUCCGACGCUGUGGCGCGCCGCGCUGCUCUACUACACCGUCUACCAGGCCAGCCGCAUGUCCUUCGCCCAGCUCUUCCAGGACCUCGGCCGCUUCGUGCAGGACCCCAACACGCGCUGGGACUACUGCGUGCGCGCCAAGAGGGGGCAGACCGACACCUCACAGCCAGGUUGCUUCAGUAAGGACCAGGUGUACCUGGACGGCAUCCUGAAGAUCCUCAGGCAUCGGGAAAAAAUUGACUUUCCACUGCUGAUGGCACUGGGCAAGGUGUCGUUUGAGGACGUGGAGAGGUUGCGAGGCCAGGCGGUGAUGGAGCACGUGCGGAUCCCCCACUUCCUGCAGGACCAGGCGCGCUACAGCGAGCAGCUGCUCAAGAUCAUGGAGGUCAACCAGCUGACCGACGACGAGCUCCGCUGCCUCAUCUGAGCGCGCUCACCAACGGCCCACGAUGCAGCCGACACCGGAACGCAUCUGGACCGGACCCGGGGACAAAUGUGGACCAAAUCAGCUGCUGCUAGAAGCCCCUACCCCCUAAUACACACACCUUCACCCCCACUGAGCAUGCUCCUUCAUGAGUGACACCUGCCCCCCUCCUUCACCUGUAGCCACCUCCCCCCUGUUCACCAAUCGUCACCAUGCAUGCUCAGAGACACAAGAACACCUCCUCUCUUUCUCU
This is a messenger RNA of Sardina pilchardus (European sardine), 2133 nucleotides long. RefSeq names its product microtubule associated tyrosine carboxypeptidase 2 (gene matcap2). The coding region runs from base 285 to 1883 and encodes 532 amino acids. NCBI's taxonomy places the organism in Eukaryota, Metazoa, Chordata, Actinopteri, Clupeiformes, Clupeidae. The transcript is spliced from 7 exons. The record is from RefSeq and is a predicted model, not a curated record.